GCAGUCCUGAGCGCCAUGGAGGCAGGCCCGGACGCGAAAGAGGGCGGCAGCCCUGCCCUCCCGGAGGACGCCCGGAGCCCCGCGCUCCCCGCGCUCCCGCGCCGCCCGCAGCCCCUGGACGAGGACGCGGGGCCCAGCGGGGACGCGGCGGCCGCGGGCGCUGAGGGAAGCGAGCCGGCCCCGGAGGAGCCCCCGGCCCGGGCCGCGGCGGCGGGCGAGGCCGGGCCGGAGCCCAAGGCGGCGGCCGGCGGGGUCGUCCCCAUCGGCUUCGUGGGCGAGCCGCCGCCCUACGCGCCGCCCGACCCCAAGGCCGUGCACCUGCUCUACCCGCCCUUCCCGCAGGUGCCGGUGCUCUUCCAGGCCGCGCCCGCGCCCGCCGCCGCCUUCCCGCCGCCGCCCGCGCCGCUCUACCCCGCCGCGCCCGCCUUCCCCUUCCCCGUGUACAGCAGCCCCGUGGCUGGCGUGGCUGGCGCCCCCGCGGUGGAGCACAGGCCCCUGCCCAAGGACUACAUGGUGGAGUCCGUGCUGGCCACCCUCUUCUGCUGCCUGCUCACCGGGCUCAUCGCCAUCGUGUACUCCCACGAGACCCGGGCAGCCCUGGGCAGGGGCGACCUGGCCCAGGCCGAGGUGGCCUCACGGAAGGCCCGCUCACUGGUGCUGUUUAGCCUGCUCUUCGGGGUCUUCGUGUCCACCAGCUGGGUCAUCUACGUGGUGGUGGCACUCUACCUCCCCUGAGGAUGCCCGGGGGUAACCAGCCUGGCCAGACCCUCGCUGUGGACUCUGAGCUCUGCCGCCGGCCAGCUGUCGCCUACAGAGCUGGCCCAGGGGCCAGGUGAGGGUGAGCCUGGCAGCCCUCAGCAGACUUGUGGCUGGACCUCAGCCCCCACUGGUGGCUCACGGAGGCCCCAGGCAGUGUCCUAACCUGAGGCGAGCCCAGACCCAGCGUGGGACAGGGCUGUUUCCCAGGCGCCUGCUCCCAAGGUCUUCCUGGGACUCCUGCCUUUGCCUUUAUUCCUCAGAGGCCGUUGGAAGGACUAAAGACUGUCUUCAGAGCCAUCUGGAAGGACUUCGCCACCUCUGGGCUCCCCUACCUCCACCCCAGGGACCUUGGGGAGACCUGGCUGCCAGUAUUUGGUGGGGAGCAGCAGCCCCUCCCCGCUCCUUCCCUGGCGGCUCCUGGCUGGUUGUCCCGGCCCCCUGCCCAGCUGGGAGAUAGGGUCUUUCUCAUGCUGACCCCACGUCCAGAGAUCCAGGCACUGUGUCAGCUCAGUCGCCAGAAAGCAACACCCUGUGCAGAGCUUCACGUUGCUGCCUCGGGGACACUGCUACUUCCUGGCUCGCUU
Messenger RNA from Lemur catta (Ring-tailed lemur), 1343 nucleotides. It is a transcript of the gene PRRT1B, whose product is annotated as proline rich transmembrane protein 1B. Gene Ontology annotation, cellular component: membrane. Bases 16 to 735 code for a protein of 239 amino acids. The transcript has 4 exons. The record is from RefSeq and is a predicted model, not a curated record. Lineage: Eukaryota; Metazoa; Chordata; Mammalia; Primates; Lemuridae.